AUACUAUUAUCCUAAUGUGAGAGAGCAGAUGGUUGCCAAAGGAACUUUGCCAUUAUCAAGGAUUUCUGCCAUGGUUACCAUGCAGCACCAAGAGGCUACAAGAACACAGAAUUUUAAUCUCCCUUUAAACCCCAAAUUUGAGAACAAUAAAGAAUUUAGGAAUGAGUCAUCAGGUUUUCUGGAUGUAAGCCUACGGUACCAGUGUAGUCCAAGAACAACAGAGGGAGUUCUUGCUUCCCGAGCUGUCUCCAUCUCGGUACAGAUUAUGAGAGCCUGUGGUCUGCAAGCAGCAGCCAA
This is a messenger RNA of Dipodomys ordii (Ord's kangaroo rat), 297 nucleotides long. Its product is annotated as C2 domain-containing protein 3-like. Gene Ontology annotation, biological process: cilium assembly; centriole elongation. Lineage: Eukaryota; Metazoa; Chordata; Mammalia; Rodentia; Heteromyidae. Gene Ontology annotation, cellular component: centriole; centriolar satellite. The transcript has 2 exons. The record is from RefSeq and is a predicted model, not a curated record. The annotation marks the transcript as partial.